GCCGAGAGUGCACUCGCGGCUCCGGGAAGUGCGGCCGCCUCGCUUGCUCGCUCGCUCGCUCGCUCGGGGCGAUCCUAGAAGGGGCGGCCGCGUCCAGGUGACACAGACGGGACUGUCGCUUGCUCUUUCCGGAUGCAUCAGAGAUAUUUUUGGACUGACCAAGGCCAGGUGGCAUUUGGAGGGCGCUACAUGGCGGAGGGCGAAGGGUACUUUGCCAUGGCGGAGGACGAGCUGGCCGGCGGCCCCUACAUCCCCCUGGGCGGCGGCGGCGGCGACUUCAGCGUCGGCGACUUCGGCGGCGGCGGCGGUGGCAGCGGCAGCCUCGGCGGGCACUGCUUGGACUAUUGCGAAAGCCCCACGGCGCACUGCAACGUGCUGAGCUGGGAGCAAGUGCAGCGGCUGGACGGCAUCCUGAGCGAGACCAUCCCGAUCCACGGGCGCGGCAACUUCCCCACGCUCGAGCUGCAGCCGAGCCUCAUCGUGAAGGUGGUGCGGCGGCGCCUGGCCGAGAAGCGCAUCGGCGUCCGCGACGUGCGCCUCAACGGCUCGGCCGCCAGCCACGUCCUGCACCAGGACAGCGGCCUGGGCUACAAGGACCUGGACCUCAUCUUCUGCGCCGACCUGCGUGGCGAAGAGGAGUUUCAGACUGUGAAGGACGUCGUGCUCGACUGCCUGUUGGACUUCUUGCCCGAAGGGGUGAACAAGGAGAAGAUCACGCCGCUCACGCUCAAGGAAGCUUAUGUGCAGAAAAUGGUGAAAGUGUGCAAUGACUCCGACCGGUGGAGUCUUAUUUCCCUGUCAAACAACAGUGGCAAAAAUGUGGAACUGAAAUUUGUGGAUUCUCUCCGGAGGCAAUUUGAAUUCAGUGUAGAUUCUUUCCAAAUCAAGUUAGACUCCCUUCUCCUCUUUUACGAAUGCUCGGAGAACCCAAUGACUGAAACAUUUCAUCCCACAAUAAUCGGUGAGAGCGUCUAUGGCGAUUUUCACGAAGCCUUUGAUCACCUUUGCAACAAGAUUAUUGCCACCAGGAACCCAGAGGAGAUCAGAGGGGGAGGCCUGCUUAAAUACUGCAACCUCUUAGUGAGGGGCUUUCGGCCUGCCUCUGAUGAGAUCAAGACCCUCCAGAGGUAUAUGUGUUCCAGGUUUUUUAUCGACUUCUCAGACAUUGGAGAGCAGCAGAGAAAACUGGAGUCCUACUUGCAGAACCAUUUCGUGGGAUUGGAAGACCGCAAGUAUGAGUAUCUCAUGACCCUUCACGGAGUGGUGAAUGAAAGUACAGUGUGCCUGAUGGGACAUGAGAGGAGACAGACUUUAAACCUUAUCACCAUGCUGGCCAUCCGGGUGCUAGCUGACCAAAAUGUCAUCCCUAACGUGGCUAAUGUCACUUGCUAUUAUCAGCCGGCCCCUUAUGUCGCAGAUGCUAACUUUAGCAAUUACUACAUUGCACAAGUUCAGCCAGUGUUCACAUGCCAGCAGCAGACGUACUCCACUUGGCUACCCUGCAAUUAAGAAUCAUUUUAGAAUGUUCAAUAGGGAAGCCAUUUCAGAAAAGCUGGGGGGGGGGGGAGAAAAAAAAUGAGUGACCAGCCCUAAUUAGGGACGUGUUUUGUGCAAUGAUGAUCCACUCCUGAGUUUAAGUUUGGCAGACUAUGGAUCUUCCCAUUGGUCUGGGAGCAUGAUCUCAACUGAUGGCCCUCCCAAGCUCCCCAUAUUCUCUUAACCCAAUUGGAGUCUUGUCUUGGAACAAAAGAGGCCUGUUAUUAAAAGCACCUAAGUUCUCUUAAGAUAAUAUGGGAAUGAAAACUGCUUGAUGACAAUAUGGGUUUGCAAUAACUGCUCCCAUUGCUUUGCUGUAGGGGAAGGGGAAUGGAGAGAAAUUUAACCUGGAAUUUUCCAAAAGGAAAAGAUGGAGGAGGAGAGGUGUCAUACCACCUUCCUUACCAGUUCAGGAGUUUAGAGAGUAAAGAUAGGAUUUGGAACAGGGACUCCCCAGUGGAUGGCCAUCUGUGUCUGCAGGAAGUGCUGUCUGUGGAGGGCUCCUGUUGUCUCACAGAAUCAGCUCGCACCAAAUGAACAGUAAUAGGUUGGUGCAGCUCUCUUUAGCAAACAGCAGAACUUACGAUGAUACGACCCAUCAGUUCCAGCUGCAUGCAUAGCUCUGAUUGUUAAAAUGUGAAAAUGCAAGCAGAAGCAGCUGCAGCAACAAAAAUAAGCUCCAGGACCAAAGAUUUAACAUAAAAUUCCCAAGUAGGAGAGAAAUAAUAGCAUAUAUAAAGAGUUACUAUAUUUGUUACACACCAGUAUACAUCAAAGUGCCUGUUGUUUUCUGAAAAUUUGAAGUUGAAAAAUUAUUUUAUGAUUUAAUGAGCUUUAUUUUAUCAGGGACUUAAAAAGAAGAUAAAACCACAUAUAAGCUUGUGAAAGGUGGAGAAAAUGCCCUAUUUUCUUGGAAAAUACCUGUAAAAAUGAUAUUGUUGGUGUAAUGUUAUCAUAGGUACAUGUGUGUAUAUUAUGUGUGUAUAUUACAUAUAUUUGUAUAUACACACUACCUUCACUAUGACCUAAAAUAGUUAUCAAAUAGGAAAUAUUUAAAUGUGUGUUUCUGUUUUCAGUAGGGUCACAUGACACAUGGGCAUACUGCAAUGAUGAAUUAAAAUCCUUAUCUAAAAUAUUAAAGCAAAUGAAGGAGGGGAAACUAGUAAUAUAUUAGAGAAGAGAUUAUACAUUUUUAUUGAGAAUUUUUUUUUCUUUUUCUGUGAGCCAGGGUAUUCCACAAAUGGGAGAAGAUUUGGUAGAAUACUUUUUAUGUUGAGCUGCCAUUUUGAAAGUUUGAGCCCCUUUUAAAAAACAAUUGCAUGCCUUCAAGAUGUAUACUUGUGGAUCUAGGGGUUAACGGUAGGUUACUUAAAUCCAUAAUGUCUUAAAAGAAUUUCUGGUGAUCUGAGCACUACUUAUUAAUAUUUAAAUGAAUUUACAAAUGGAUGCAUUCUGCAUUUCUGGACCACUAGAAUUUAAUAAAUGUGAAAUGACCAUUUUUAAAGAGCAUUUGCACAACUGCAUAAAGUUUAUAUAUGAGAUAUAUAUAUAUAACAUUUUAUAAAUUCAAGCCAAUAUGAAACAUGUCUCAUCUGGUUGUCACUGCAUUUAACUAGUUAGUACUGUACUUUUAAAUUAAUUCACUUUGCAUUAAGUCAAACACAACUUUAUUUUUCUUUUCCAAGACACCAACUAAACCUUUGUGAUAUGAACUGGCAUGAUUCAGUUUGGUGACAGCUAGCCCUAGAACCCCCACCCCCACGAGCCCCAUAAACACCGGUCUCUGAAAAUACACUUGUGAGAGCAAAACAAAUGCAUUAAAAACUUUCCCUUCAUGUUGUGAAAAACCAUAUGAUCCCCAUUAACCCUGGUAAAUGACUGCUUGUUAUGAUAGCUCUUCUGAGACCCUAACAAUGAGAGAGGGACCAGGGAAGAAGAUACAUUCUCAUAUUGGCAGUGUGAUCUGUUUGUUAUCUGGGCAUCUCAGAUGCUCAUCCUAGGCUAGGCUGGCCCAGGUUAAUCUGUCUGGACUCCCUUCCGUGCAUCUCUCUGAAGCCUGAACGGGAACCUGAUGGCUUUGCUGCAGUAGCCUCCCUGAGAAUUCCUCCUGAGCUGUCACGGCCCCUGCACUGCCACUCUUUCCCAGGGAACUCUUCCUGCUCCCACGUUGCCCCACUCUCCCUCAUCACUGCCCUGGGUUUAAAACAUUAGUUGCAAAGUCCCAGGAAAACAUUAUUCAACUUGGAGAUUAAUUCUUACACUCACACACCAAAGUCUGGCCUGCUUUGCCUUUUGUGAGUUUUCUUUGAGAAAACUAAGGCUGCUAGGGGGCAGAGGAACGUCUGGUCAUCUGCUUUCUUCUCAUCCUAACUCUUGACAUGAGUGUCCACUGUUUUCAAGAGUCUUGAAGAGCUCUGGCUCUGCCACAGCAGCAACCUGCUGUUCAUUUAUGGCACAGGUUUUUGUUUUGUUUUUUUUUU
Jaculus jaculus (lesser Egyptian jerboa) is the source of this 4016-nucleotide messenger RNA. RefSeq names its product terminal nucleotidyltransferase 5A (gene Tent5a). NCBI's taxonomy places the organism in Eukaryota, Metazoa, Chordata, Mammalia, Rodentia, Dipodidae. Gene Ontology annotation, biological process: mRNA stabilization. The coding region runs from base 133 to 1509 and encodes 458 amino acids. Gene Ontology annotation, molecular function: poly(A) RNA polymerase activity; RNA binding. The transcript is spliced from 3 exons. The record is from RefSeq and is a predicted model, not a curated record.